Messenger RNA from Tupaia belangeri chinensis (Chinese tree shrew), 1627 nucleotides. It is a transcript of the gene NUP42, whose product is annotated as nucleoporin 42. The coding region runs from base 95 to 1357 and encodes 420 amino acids. Gene Ontology annotation, molecular function: metal ion binding. The transcript has 7 exons. NCBI's taxonomy places the organism in Eukaryota, Metazoa, Chordata, Mammalia, Scandentia, Tupaiidae. The record is from RefSeq and is a predicted model, not a curated record.
GCGAUAAGAUGAUGUCACAGUAGCGGGACCGGGCUUCUUCGGUUGGUGGGGGCUGUCGGGUCGCUGGCUAGUGUUGUUUGAAGACCACUCCGUUAUGACCAUCUGUCAAUUCUUCCUUCAAGGCCGAUGCCGCUUCGGAGACCGGUGCUGGAACGAACAUCCCAGCGCCGGGAGUUGGGGCAGGGGACGACAGCAACAGCCCGCGGGUAAUAACAGACGAGGAUGGAAUAACACAAGUCAAAGAUAUUCCAGUGUCAUCCAGCCAUCUAGUUUCUCCAAAUCCACACCAUGGGGGGGCAGCAGAGAUCAAGAAAAGCCAUCUUGCAGUUCUUUUGAUUCUGGAGUGUCAACAGGCAAGAACAGUGUCUUUGGGUUGUCUCAGAAUCCAUUUGCCUCAGUUAGCUCUGAAGAACAGAAGGAUGAAAAGAAACUUCUGGAAGGAAUUGUAAAAGAUAUGGAGAUUUGGGAAUCAUCAGGGCAGUGGAUGUUUUCUGUUUAUUCACCAGUGAAAAAGAAACCUCAUAUAUCAGGUUUUACAGACAUUUCACCAGAGGAGUUGAGGCUUGAAUACCAUAACUUCUUAACCAGCAAUAACUUACAGAGUUAUCUAAAUUCUGUCCAGCAGUUAAUUAAUCAAUGGAGGAACAGGGUAAAUGAACUGAAAAGUCUAAAUUCAUCAACUAAAGCAGCUUUGCUCUCUGAUAUAAAGGAUGGAGUAAAUCAAGCAGCACCUACAUUUGGAUUUGGCACUGGGCAAGCAGCAACAUUUGGAUCACCAGGUUUUCCAGUGAAUAACAGCAGCAGUGAUAAUGUUCAGAAUUUUGGUUUUACAGCAAGCUCAGGAUUUGUCACUGCUCCUUCUGGAGGCCCUUCUGUGUUUGCGAGUCCUCCAGCAUUUGGAGCUAUACCCUCUGCCAGUUCUGCCAUGUCUGCUCCCACUCCGGCUUUUGGAUUUCAGAAACCUAAAAGUACAUCUGCUGCUUCGUUUUCCUUUAAAAGCCCUGCAACUUCUAGUUUUGGAUCACCUGGAUUUUCAGGAUUUCCAUCUUCCUUCGCAACAGGUCCUGUUGGAGCUUCAGUGACCCCAGCUGAUGGAAGCGGCAAUUCUGUGGCUGGUUUUGGUAGUUCAAGCUCACAUUCUUACACUGCCUUUUCCAAACCAUCUAAUGACAUCUUUGGAAAUAACAGCAUAUCCUCUUCUCUCCCAGUCUCAAACAGCAUCAUCACAACAGAUAAUGUGUUAUUCACACCCAAGGAUAAACUAACAGCAGAAGAACUGGAACAAUUUCAAUCUAAGAAAUUUACUCUGGGAAAAAUUCCAUUAAAACCACCACCUGUGGAGCUUCUAAAUAUUUAAAAGGACAGUUCCUCAUACAAAAAAAGGAUGAUUUUUUGAAGUUGUUUUGAGUGGCUUACAUAAAAGCAAAGAUAUGUAUAUAUAUAUGUCUCUAUGUACAUAUACACACAUAUACAUGUAUAUAUUUAUAAGCUUUCAAUAAUUUGAAAGAUUUUUAAAUUAACUUCUUAAGUGUAAGUAAAACAAAAAAUAAACAAAGGAAUGUUUUGGAACUGUGAUUAUAAAUGGAAUUGAAAAAAUUGUAUCAAAUAAAGUACUCCUUAUACACCA